AUGUGCUGGGAGUUAAAAUCCUCCACGAUUGUAAUGAUGACCAAACUGGAAGAACGCACCCGCAUCAAAUGUGAUCAAUACUGGCCAACACGUGGUUCGGAAACCUACGGCGCGAUGAGCGUGACCAUCACUGAUGUCCAGGAGUUGGCUACAUACUGUAUCAGGACCUUCCAGAUCCAUAAGGAAGGCCACAGUGAAAGGAGGGAAGUUAAACAGUUGCAGUUCACGGCGUGGCCCGAUCACGGAGUGCCUGAUCAUCCGGCACCUUUCUUACAAUUUCUGAGGAGGGUCAGGAGUUUGAAUCCGCCUGAGGCAGGGCCGAUUAUCGUGCAUUGUUCGGCCGGUGUUGGAAGGACAGGUUUGCAUUUUUUUUUAUUUUUGACUUUGUACUAUUAUAAGUCGUAUUUGUACUUUAACAGCUUUGGAGAAACUUAA
Molecule: messenger RNA, 435 nt
Organism: Acanthoscelides obtectus
Lineage: Eukaryota; Metazoa; Arthropoda; Insecta; Coleoptera; Chrysomelidae
Source: the annotation of a GenBank genome assembly